AUGGUCCUUCGAAAGUGUACCAUAUGUGACCGCCGGUUCAAGAAGACGGAGCACUUCAAGCGUCAUGAGCGGUCUCGUCAGUCCCCCGCGUCCCGCAAAAAUCCAUGUUUGGAUGCUGACCUACAUAUAGACACCAAAGAGCGCCCCUACGAAUGCAACGUGUGUCACAAAAGCUUUUCGAGAAGUGAUGUCCUGAGUCGACACGCCAAAGGCCACAACCAAGCCGCGGCGACUGCAGGGGCAGCGAAAGCUUCGACGGCAGAGCAAGCUCAAAAUCGGCGCCCCUCCGCGAUAGCCGGCGCAUCGCCAAUGGUGGGCGGUCCUGAAAAUGGGACACCUCUUCUGCCCACUAUUGGCACGGAUCCGCAUCAAAUCCCCAAUCUUGCAACACCGCGCGAUAUGACGCUUUCAGCCACCGGAAUUCCCCCCUCGAGCUUGGAUUUCCUUGCAGAUAUCUCGGCGCAUCAUGGCCGAACAGAACCAGACAUCAAUUCGAUGCUCAUGGACGACCAGCAGCAGCAGUAUUUCGGCUGGAAUGAACCAACUCCCAUCGAUCAAACUCAACGGAAUGGCAUGGGUUUUGAAAGUGUGCCAAAUGAUAUGCUUCAGUUAUGGCUCGAGCCUCGCACGGACACGGGAUCCAAUCAUGGCUCGCUCGACAUGUUGCGUGAUACUCAUUUUCCCCUGAUGAGUGAGAGUAAUAUGGUGGUCACACCAGAUCAGCCAAAUCGCCAUUCUGUUGACGGCAACUUGGGUGGUGAUAACAUUCCCAUUGAGCGUUUCACCAAAGUCCAGCGCUACUGGCUUGCUCCCCCAAAUCACACAGGUCGUCUCAUGAAUAGCUUGUGGCGAGACAUUGUCUACGCGGACGUUGACAAUAUCUUCUCUCUUCAUUCCACCCAGGCCCCGCUUGACAGCGGUUUGCUUCAAGGAUCAAGAUGUGGUGUGGACGAGGACUGCAGACGACGUCUGCAAGCUGCGUUUGGUCAGACAUUCGCAUAUCCGCAAAUGCAGUCGCCGAGAAACGGUGCUGCCUCUCCUACUCCCACUGGCUCAGCUUCCACUCCUUUUCCAAGCUUUCCUCCUGCAGAGAUCUUAGAUAUGGCGUUAGAUCUAUACUUGCGCACUUUCCAUCCUCUCGUCCCAUUCGUCCACCUCCCGACCUUCUCUGCGAAGAGGACCCGCCUACCACUCCUCUACGUAAUGUGUCUAAUUGGUAUGAUGUUGCUGGGCACCAAAGGCACUGCCAACUUUGUGUCAAAGAAUUUUACAUUCGUCCUAGAAAAAAUUACAGCCGACUUGGCAAGGUGCACUAUGGGAGCUGAAUCGCCAGCGAGUGCCAUGUCAAUCUUUGCAACGGCUUUCUUGUUUCUAAAUUUAGCGGUUCUGACAGGAGAGAAAGCCCAUCUGGAACAGUGUCAGAUGCUGUACGUCAAUCUCAUGUCUAUCACUCAACGACAUGGGCUAUUUGCAGCGACUGAAGGGCAAAUUCUCGACAUGAGUUUAUUCGAGGCAGUGCCUGACAUCGACAUGAGAUGGAAGGCGUGGAGCAAAGUUGAAUCCGCAAAACGAGUCGUCAUCGGUCUCCUCCUUGUGGACUCCUGGUACUCCUCGCUUCUUUCAACGAGCCCAGUCAUUAUCCCAGACUCUGUCCAAAUCAUCAUACCCUGCAGCGAAGCCCUCUUCCGCGCUCACUCGUCGAUGCGAUGGACCCAGCUCAUCCGUAGCGGCAAGCGGAUUUUGAUGCCAACGGUGCUGGCACCUUCUGAGAACAUCAACAUCCCGACGCUUGAAGGGCCCAUGGAUGAAUUCUGCAUCCAAGCAGUACUGGCAAUGAUUCAACUUCGCCAGUCAGAGGCCUACCACCGCCUUCUCUCAAAUCGUGCAGGAUAUCCUUUCGCGCCCUGUCAUACGUACGCAAUGGACGGCCGUGCAAGGUGUCUCCCGUCACUCCAAUCAGAGAUUGCGACUAGCUACGGUGAAACGAUGGACCGGCUCAACCCCAAUGCUCUCAUCAUGUGGCAUCACAUGUGUAUGAUGCUUACAGCCGACAUCCAGAUCUUCGACUUCGCAGCAGGUCGUGCUGGGCCAGCUCCAGCUCGGAAAGCACUCGACGACAUCACCGAAUGGUCACAGACCCCCGCAGCCCGACGUGCCUGUCUUCAUGCGGCGCAAAUCUAUAAAGCCAUGACCAACCGCAAAGCCUCCGACCAUCCAACCUUCCACUCCGUCUUCUCCCUCUUCUCCGCGGCCCUCGUUCUGGGCCUUUACACAUUCAUGGUACCCAACUCGGCCGGCACGCCUUCCAGCGUCGGCUCGAUCGAGCUCCUGGACGAGGUUGAUUGGCAGCAGGUUGGCACUGAAGGCUUCACGAGCUUCAUGGAACCAAGAGGCAGCCAAUCAUUUUCACCAACCGAUGACCCGGCCGUGAACUUCAUUCGCAAUGGCGCCACAGUCUACCUCCGUGGUGUACCUUUCCAGGGCGGAUACCAGUCUGCCAGGAGGAUCCUGCUGGACUACGCUAGUCUGCUUAAGGAUUCUGGGAAGUGGAGCGUCAAGAAGUUUUCUUACGUGCUGCACAUUAUGAGUGAUGUGCUGAUGGACGUGGAGUAA
Messenger RNA from Penicillium atrosanguineum, 2613 nucleotides. RefSeq names its product fungal specific transcription factor domain-containing protein. Gene Ontology annotation, biological process: regulation of transcription by RNA polymerase II; DNA-templated transcription. The coding region runs from base 1 to 2613 and encodes 870 amino acids. Gene Ontology annotation, molecular function: DNA-binding transcription factor activity, RNA polymerase II-specific; RNA polymerase II cis-regulatory region sequence-specific DNA binding; zinc ion binding. Gene Ontology annotation, cellular component: chromatin. The transcript has 5 exons. NCBI's taxonomy places the organism in Eukaryota, Fungi, Ascomycota, Eurotiomycetes, Eurotiales, Aspergillaceae. The record is from RefSeq and is a predicted model, not a curated record.